GUUACGACACUCCUCUUUAUUUCCAAAAGCCGAGUGACGGACUCAGUCUUCCAAUUCCGAUCCCACCAUGACCCACGUCCUGACCGCCGGCCCACCUUUUCUGUUUUACAUUAAAUUCUCAAUUUUCCUGCAAACUUGGACUUUUUUUAUGUAUAUACGCUUUCUCUAAAACCAAAACGUAAGCAGCAAUCCAUUCACCAACUCUGUUUUCAAAAAUUUUCUUCGUUUCUGGUAUUCAGUCCAAAUCUUCAAGCGCUAGCUAUCCAUCCCUUACUUUAAACCAAUCUGAAGAAAUCACUGAAAGAAGACGUCUUUUGACCAAAGAUGCCUGAGAUGGGAGCACUGGAUGAAGGAGGAAUAGCCAGGCGGUUUUGGAUCAAGUCGAAAAAAUACUUAUUCUUUGCUAUGUACAGUCCUUACUUUGCUAGCUUGGCCUCUGGUAAUUUGGACUCUUGCUCUUUUCUCCGUUGUAUUUCUCAAGAUGUCCAUUUUCUCAAAGCAUUCGCUCAAGCAUAUGAAUUGGCUGAAGAAUGUGCAGACGAUGAGGAAGACAAGAGCGCGAUUCGCAAGUUAAGAAAACGCGUCAAAAACAAGCUUAAGAACUACGACGCUAUUGUCCAUGAAUGGGGCUUUGAACCUCCAGCGGAUAGGACUUCUCUCCUUGCCACCCAAAAGUAUAUAGAUUUUUUGCUGGCAACAGCCUCAGGAAAAGUUGAAGGAGAAAAAUUUCCUGGUAAAAUUGCAACUCCUUUUGAGAGGAUAAAACUUGCUGCUUACACUCUUGGUGCUAUGGCGCCUAGCAUGUUGCUGCAUGCCUCUAUAACUAAAGAGAUACAGCAAAUUCUUGAUCCUGAUGAUAGCAGUCACAUUUACAAGAAGUGGAUUGACUACUAUUACUCUGAAGGCUUUGAGGCUGCAGCUCUGCAACUAGAAGACAUGCUGGAUAAACUUAGCAUCUGUUUGACAAGCGAAGAACUUGAUGUCUUAGAAAGACUAUACCUUCAGGCUAUGAAACUUAAAGUGGAUUUUUUCGCUACGCAACAAAUUGUCCAGAAAACAUUAGUGCCUUUGUCUAGGUUGCAAGGCCCUGAUGAUUUCCACCUUACUGUAUUUUGUGAUUUUGACAUGACAUGUAUUGCUGUUGAUUCCUCUGCUGUUUUAGCUGAGAUUGCAAUUAUAAGAGCACCAAAGAUUGAUCUCAAUGGAUCUGAAACCCAACUCACUCAUAUGCCAUCAGCUGAUUUGAGGAGCACAUGGAGUGUUCUUUCGGCCCAGUAUGUGGAAGAGCAUGAUCAAUGCAUAGAAAGCAUCAUUCCUGCCGAACCAGCGGAAAAAUUUAAUUACGAAGGUCUAAGCAAAGCUCUUGAACAACUAGCGGAUUUUGAGAAAAGGGCAAAUUCAAGAGUGAUUCAGUCAGGAGUACUGAAGGGUUUAAAUCUAGAGGAUAUAAAGCGGGCUGGUCAACAACUCAUCUUUCAAGAUGGUUGUAGAGGGUUUUUCCAAAAGAUUGUUAGAAAUGAAAAUGUAAAAGCUGAUGUCCAUAUCCUUUCAUACUGUUGGUGCGGUGAUCUCAUUAGAUCAGCUUUCUCAUCAGAAGAUCUAAAUGUUCUGCAAGUACAUUCAAAUGAAUUGGCUUAUGAAAAAGAUAUUUCAACUGGAGAAAUUGUUAGGUCAGUGGAGUGCCCAAUGGAAAAGCUUCAAACUUUAAACAACAUCUUGAAUGACCGGAAUACUGAUAGCCAACAGUUGACUGUCUAUAUUGGAGGAUCAGUCGGUGACCUGCUUUGCUUGCUUAAAGCAGAUAUCGGUAUUGUGAUUGGUUCAAGUCCAAGCCUAAGGAGACUGGGUGAUCAUUUUGGCAUCUCUUUUGUUCCAUUAUUUUCUGGUAUGGUAAAGAAGCAGAAGGAACUUGUUGAUGGUGUCUCUCCUAACUGGAAGGGGCUGCCAGGUAUUCUGUAUACAGUCUCUAGUUGGGCAGAGAUACAUGCAUGCAUUCUGGGGUCAUAAUUUAUGAUCUAUUUCUUAAUAUCUUGUUAGAAUAAACAUAAACUGCAUAUAAGUAUAUAUAUAGAGUAUAGACAGUGGCUAACUUUUAUCGUAAGGCCACAGGCGAAACCCUUAUUCUUUUUCACUUUAGGGACUGCCAUAAAGAAAUACAGGUAUACUGUAGUUAGCAUCACAAGAGUCAAGUUACAUACAAGAAGCCCACUCAUUCAUUGUUCUUCUGCAAUUUUCUUGAAGCUGCUGCUUGCCUUUGAACGUAAGUUCUUCGAGCAUGGAUAUUUCACGGUUAUCAUUUACUGGUAGGGACGAGAAAGAGGUGGAGUUAUCAUAAAUUAAGGUCUGUAAUUGUAUGGUUUGUUUUGAUGUUUGGUUUAUUUAUUUGAUUCUUUUUCGCAUUUUCUUGCACAUCGAUUGUAUUAUGAUCUAAAACAAUUGGAAACAUGUAUUAACCGUUGUCAUUUUAUUGAUGGGUUGCCAUUUGUAUCUCUCUUCCAA
Messenger RNA from Jatropha curcas, 2499 nucleotides. RefSeq names its product bifunctional TH2 protein, mitochondrial. The record is from RefSeq and is a predicted model, not a curated record. Gene Ontology annotation, cellular component: cytosol. Lineage: Eukaryota; Viridiplantae; Streptophyta; Magnoliopsida; Malpighiales; Euphorbiaceae.